Messenger RNA from Vitis riparia (riverbank grape), 1044 nucleotides. RefSeq names its product fasciclin-like arabinogalactan protein 11. The coding region runs from base 60 to 944 and encodes 294 amino acids. The record is from RefSeq and is a predicted model, not a curated record. Lineage: Eukaryota; Viridiplantae; Streptophyta; Magnoliopsida; Vitales; Vitaceae. The transcript has a single exon.
CACUACUUUCUCAGGACAACAAGUUUUGUAAUUUUAAUACCAGAAGAGCCUAGAAAAAUAUGAUGAAGCAGUUUCUCUCCCCAACUCUUCUUCUGCUGAUCUUCUUCCUCCUCUUCACUACAACUUCUGGUCAGUCUUCAUCACCUGCUGCAGCACCUUCAGGUCCCACUACACCUUCUGGUCAGUCUUCACCGCCUGCUGCAGCACCUUCAGGUCCCACCACAACCUCUGGUCAGUCUUCACCCCCAGCGCUAGCGCCUUCAGUUCCUUUAGUUCCUUCAGGUCCUUCCGGCACUCCUUCCGGUUCCCUCGACAUCACUGCAAUUCUAAAAAAAGCUGGUAAGUUUACUACCUUCAUUGGGCUACUAAAGAGCACCCAAAUGGAUGCUGAAAUCAACAACCGACUCAAGAAAUCAGAUGGCACCACCGUAUUUGCACCAACCGAUAGUGCCUUUUCAAACCUCAAAACAGGUACUCUGAACUCAUUCACUGAUCAACAGAAGACUGCGCUUACACGAUUCCAUAUACUACUUUCUUUCCUUACUAUCCCACAGUUCCAAACUGUGAGCAACCCGGUGCACACAGCCGCCGAUGGUGAUACUGUGGCGUUCCCAUUGAAUGUGAUAAGCGAUGGAAAGCAGGUGAACAUGACAACAGGACUUGUUAAUACAACAGUAGACAGCACUGUAUACAGUGAUGCUCAGCUUGCUGUGUACGAAAUCGGUCAGGUGCUCCUUUCAGAGGGUGUCCUUGGAGGCCAAGCACCAGCACCAGCUCCUCUACCUCCAAAGCCUAAAAAGGAUUCUCCUCCUACUUCACAAGCUCCUUCAAGGUCGACCACCGUUUCUGUUGAUUCUUCUGGUGCGACGGGUCCGCCCCAGUGUGCAACAAUUGUGGUAUCCAUUGGAGUGGCCGUUCUUGCGGCAUUGCCCUUAUGCAUAUGAGCUGAGUGGUGAUCGAUGAAAGAUGAUGGUGUGAUCUUGCGUGCAGUGUGCUUGUGUUUUCACGAUUUUCUUAGUCAAAUCACUACUUUACGUUUGUAUU